Messenger RNA from Spathaspora passalidarum NRRL Y-27907, 943 nucleotides. RefSeq lists its product as uncharacterized. NCBI's taxonomy places the organism in Eukaryota, Fungi, Ascomycota, Pichiomycetes, Serinales, Debaryomycetaceae. The transcript has a single exon. The coding region runs from base 14 to 844 and encodes 276 amino acids. The record is from RefSeq and is a predicted model, not a curated record.
AGUAUAUCGAAAAAUGAAAUUAUUUUAUUCGUUAUUAUCCUUAUUUUUUGCAACCUUUGCAAUUGGUGCUGCCGUACAAGGUGAUGCAUUUCAACAAGAAUUUAAUGAAUUCCUCGCGGUUCUUGAAUCAUACAAUGAUCCCCUGGUUUUUAAAAGAGACUAUCCUCCACUUACUGCUGCUUUGACAGCAUUGAAUAAAUCCGGACAAGGGGUUCAAAUUGCCCACGCCAUGUAUAGUAAUAAAGCCACCCAACCAACAGUUAUAAAUGCAGUUGAAAACUACAUUAAUGCAACCACGUUAACCCAAAUCUUGAAAGAUGCUGAUGAUUCAAACUUGGCUGUGGAUAUAGUUAUGAUCCUUUUCACCAAUCCUAAUAUGAUUCCUGGUUUAACUAACAUCAUUAAGACCCUUCAUGAUGAUGGUGUUUUCUCGUUUUCAUUAAAGAAGAGAGGGUUACUUGAUGGUAUCCUUGGAGGGUUGAAUGGUGUAAUUACUUCUAUUCAAAACCAGAGUAUCCAAACUAUUGUCAAGUUAAUGAAUUCUGUAGCUGAUUCGGAAGAUAUUUAUGAAUCGUUGGAAAAAUCUGGACUUUUCAUUUCUGUGUUUGAAGACAUUGUCACUACCACCGAUGGUCAAGCAUUUGCAGUUAAUUUAGUUACGGAUAUUAUCAACGAUGAUGUUAUCACUUGGUCCCUGUUGAUAAGUGCUGUAAAUGAUUCGGCAAUUAUUGCAAGCACAGCCUCCAAAAUAUUCACCAAUGCUACUAAUAGACUGAUUAUUCUCCAAUGGAUCUUAACGAAUGGUCUCAGUGUACUUCUUGAAAUUAUAGAAGCAUUAUUUUAACUAAAUAUGUUACUGUUUAUACCAUAGUGUUUUAUAUAUAUACCUACAACAACAACCUAUACGAAGUCAUUCAAUGUGAUAACAUCAAAUCUCUUUCUU